Molecule: messenger RNA, 1625 nt
Organism: Arachis stenosperma
Lineage: Eukaryota; Viridiplantae; Streptophyta; Magnoliopsida; Fabales; Fabaceae
Product: pto-interacting protein 1-like
Exons: 8
Coding region: 264-1349 (361 amino acids)
Biological process (GO): protein phosphorylation
Molecular function (GO): protein kinase activity; ATP binding
Source: RefSeq, a predicted model, not a curated record
UUCUCUUUCAAACUAUGAAGUUUUAGUCCAUGGUUUUGGGUUUUGACCAGUCCAUGCACACUCAUGUUCCGCGUUUUUUUUUUGUUUGAUUCCUUGCGUGCUUUUUCCGUUACUCUUUCUCUCUAAAAAAUACGUUGGAAUUAUCAUCACUAAUCAGGGUUCAGGACUGGUAUUAUUGUCUGCAACUCUUGUUUCUCUGUGUUAGAGAGUGAGGCUUAGAUUAGAUUACUGUGUCUCUGUAACUGUAAAUAAUAGAGAGGAUCAUGGGUUGCUUUGGCUUCUGCAAACAAGAUGAUAGUUAUAAACCUUCUGAUAACCGAUCCUUAAUGCCAACAAAUUCUACUGGGAAUACCGGUUAUAGUGCCAGACAAACUGCAGUAACCACUCCUAAGAUUAUAGAAUUCAAACCGAUUGCCGUCCCUUCCCUUUCAUUAGAUGAAUUGAAGUCUUUGACAGACAAUUAUGGGGCAAAAUGUUUCAUUGGUGAGGGUGCAUAUGGGAAAGUGUAUCGCGCGACAUUGAAAGACGGCCGUGAUGUUGUAAUUAAGAAGUUAGAUUCCAGCAGGCAACCAGACCAAGAAUUUCUUGCACAGGUCUCGAUCGUAUCGAGGUUAAAGCAUGAAAAUGUUGUUGAACUUGUUAGCUAUUGUGUUGAUGGUCCUCUUCGCGCCCUUGCCUAUGAGUAUGCUCCUAAAGGAUCCCUUCAUGAUAUUCUACAUGGACGCAAAGGCGUGAAGGGUGCGCAGCCUGGUCCAGUUCUCUCAUGGGCUCAAAGAGUCAAAAUUGCUGUUGGAGCAGCCAGAGGACUUGAAUAUCUUCAUGAGAAGGCAGAGAUUCAUAUCAUCCAUCGAUACAUCAAGUCGAGCAACAUAAUGCUUUUUGAUGAUGAUGUUGCGAAGAUUGCUGAUUUUGAUUUGUCAAAUCAAAACCCAGAUGCUGCAGCGCGUCUCCAUUCUACCCGUGUUCUAGGCACCUUUGGUUAUCAUGCUCCAGAAUAUGCAAUGACUGGAACACUCACUGCCAAGAGUGAUGUGUAUAGUUUUGGAGUGAUAUUGCUGGAGCUGUUAACUGGCCGUAAACCUGUUGAUCACACGCUGCCUCGAGGACAGCAAAGCCUUGUGACAUGGGCAACACCAAGGCUUAGUGAAGAUAAGGUGAAGCAGUGUGUUGAUGUUAGAUUAAAGGGAGACUACCCUCCAAAGGCAGUAGCAAAGUUGGCUGCUGUUGCUGCGUUGUGUGUCCAAUAUGAAGCCGAGUUCCGGCCAAACAUGAGCAUUGUAGUGAAAGCUCUACAACCACUACUCAAUACCCGUUCCGGUCAACCAAAGGAAUCAGCACACAAGAUGUAAAUUCUCAGAAGCCCCCUCAUUCCUUCUUGCAAACUGCAGCAGAAUGCCUUCCAUUGAGUGUCAAUAAUCAGUGGCUCAAGUGUCAAUAAUCAGUGGCUCAAAGGCAUACUAGAUAUAGUCUUGAUAUUUUUGUUUGUGUGAUUGUAUUGGUAACUCGGCAACUAGUUUAGUUUUGCUGUUUUUGAAUGACACAAUGGAACCUACCUACUGUUUUGUUGUGCAGAUUCUACAAUCUACUUCUAUAUAUAUAGGUAAACAUGGAUUAUUUUGUUAGAA